This is a messenger RNA of Scomber japonicus (chub mackerel), 1780 nucleotides long. RefSeq names its product transmembrane protein 179Ba (gene tmem179ba). The coding region runs from base 13 to 726 and encodes 237 amino acids. The transcript has 5 exons. NCBI's taxonomy places the organism in Eukaryota, Metazoa, Chordata, Actinopteri, Scombriformes, Scombridae. The record is from RefSeq and is a predicted model, not a curated record.
CCGGGCUGCUGGAUGAUGGCGCUGACGGGGCUGCUGCUGGUGGAGCUGGGUCUGUAUGCCAGCUGUUUCGUCUGUGGGAUCGUUACCGCCGCGUCCCUCACAAUUGUCCAGGGUAAUUUUGGAGGUCUGUGCAUGCUGUAUGGACUCGUCAGCUACAAUGCAACAGCGAGCACCAUUGGAGUGCAGUCAUCCAGCUCCUCGUCUCUGUGUUACUUUGUGUCAGCUAUAUCCGUCAUGGUGGCAGUGGUGUGUUUCUCCCUGUCUCUCUACUGGAUGUACACAUUCUGCAUCGACGGGGACAUCAGAAGGGAGCGCAUGUGGAUGAACCUGAUCGUUGCCGUGUGUGGAGUCUUCCUGUUCUUCCUGCUCAUCACGGGGUGCAUGCUGAAGAUUGGACGCGAUUCGCUCUGCACUUCGGUCAUACAGACCGUUCCCAACAUUACCAGAUGUGAGGAUGCCCAGACUAGAAAAUGGGUCAGUCCACUUAAAGGUGGAAGGUUCUACAACAGCCUACACAAAGCAGAGACGGCCGUGUGGGUCAACUUCUUCUUCUGGCUCAUCAUCGGGGUUCUGGUGGUCAUUCAGAGGCGUCAGAGUUCAGGGUCGAAGCUGUUGGUAGGAGGGCACGGAGACUACGGCGGGCCAGCUGGAGGGCUCUUCGGUGAUCCGGGAGUGACAGCUGCAGAGACGGAGCCAUUUUUCAACCGUCCUGCAAGACCACAGUGAGGAGGGGUGUUACAGAGGAACUUACAAACACACAUACAGUAACACAAAAUGAUAAUGUGGGAGUAGAUGUGGAAAAAGGGUAAAUACACACAAUAUGCUGUAGUUCUGAUAUUCCAGUGUAUAUUUACACAUUUUCUGAAAUCAGCAAUCACAGUAAUUCGGGAUUGACUUUGUUUGUUUUAGGGUAUUUCGGCCCCUAGAUACAAUAGAAGCAUUUCCCCUCGACGAGGAUGGGAUUCGAACCCACGCGUGCAGAGCACAAUGGAUUAGCAGUCCAUCGCCUUAACCACUCGGCCACCUCGUCACAUGCAACAGCAGCCAAAAAAACACAAACUGUGCAGAAGCUGUGUCAGACUGACGCAGAAUGACUACAUAUCUCAAAGAUUUAUCUGUCAACAUGUCAAUUUACCCGUUUCCCACAUCUCACUAACUAACCAAAGCCAAUUCACAUGUCUGACUACUGAAGCACACAGAAUUUGUGUGUAUUUGUCCAUUCCCAAUGUUUCUGUUUCUGAGUAUGUUUACAUAACCAACAUAUUAACAUAUUAAUUGGAGGCAUUCAUUUUAUAUUUCAUCAGUGUGCUCAAAUUUUGUAUUUUUGAUGUUACUGGCAAAUUACAAUGAGUGUUUCAUAUAUGUAAAACACAUUUGCACCCAUUUUUCAAAUUAACGUCAUUAUUGUAAAAUGUCAAAACUAAACGGCGUAAAGUAAAAAAAAAAAAAAAAAGCUUCUGAAAAGUGAUAUUGUGAGUUUUUACUCCAGUUUUGUUGCUGUAUAUUGUCUUUAUUCUUUAUUUAUGAUUCAUUUGACAUUGAGGCUCAGGCAAAUGUGAAAUAAACUACUGCUUGAAGAGACAUUCACUACAGGCUGAAACAACAGGAAUAAUGCACAUUACAUACGUUACAUCCAUUAUGUUACAUCAUAUUACAAAUCAUUCCAGGUUCACUCAGACAUGCUUAUUAAUGUUAAAACAUCUGUGUCGUGCAGUCGUGCAUCAUGAGUGAAUGAACUUCAAAUGGGUAAAUGUCAAGAUCUCAACCACAAGGCUGUUUG